AUGGGGAACAGCAAGAGCGGGGCUCUGUCCAAGGAGAUCCUGGAGGAGUUGCAGCUCAACACCAAGUUUACGGAGGAGGAGCUGUGUGCCUGGUACCAGUCCUUCCUGAAGGAGUGCCCCAGCGGCCGCAUCACGCGGCAGGAGUUCGAAAGCAUCUACUCCAAGUUCUUCCCGGACUCAGACCCUAAGGCCUACGCGCAGCACGUGUUCCGCAGCUUCGAUGCCAACAGCGAUGGUACCCUGGACUUCAAGGAGUACGUGAUCGCGCUGCACAUGACCACGGCGGGCAAGCCCACACAGAAGCUCGAGUGGGCCUUCUCGCUCUACGACGUGGAUGGCAACGGGGCCAUUAGCAAGAAUGAGGUGUUGGAGAUCGUCAUGGCUAUUUUCAAAAUGAUCAAGCCUGAGGAUGUGAAACACCUUCCAGAUGAUGAAAACACCCCAGAAAAGCGGGCUGAGAAGAUUUGGGCAUUCUUUGGAAAGAAAGAGGAUGAUAAACUCACCGAGGAGGAAUUCAUCGAGGGGACCCUGGCCAAUAAGGAAAUCCUACGACUGAUCCAGUUUGAACCUCAAAAAGUGAAGGAGAGGAUAAAGGAAAAGAAUCAGUGAUGGGAACUGCCCACCUCCUCCCCCACCCCUCACAUAAACACCCGCAGUGUGAGCAUGCUCAUAUGUCAGCAUGCUUGCGUGCACACACGAGUGGGCACACACACACACAAACACACACACACACACACACACACACACACACACACACACACACUGGGCCUGGAGAGAUGGGGAACCAAACCUCUCCUUGCCAACUAAAGGUCCUUAGCAGGACACGGUUUCUGCUUCCUUUUGUCUUCGGUGACCGUCCCUUCCCACCCUACCUGUCUCCUUCUCCUGCCCA
Peromyscus maniculatus bairdii (prairie deer mouse) is the source of this 892-nucleotide messenger RNA. It is a transcript of the gene Rcvrn, whose product is annotated as recoverin. The record is from RefSeq and is a predicted model, not a curated record. Lineage: Eukaryota; Metazoa; Chordata; Mammalia; Rodentia; Cricetidae. Gene Ontology annotation, molecular function: calcium ion binding.